Messenger RNA from Exophiala xenobiotica, 3854 nucleotides. RefSeq lists its product as uncharacterized. The transcript has a single exon. Lineage: Eukaryota; Fungi; Ascomycota; Eurotiomycetes; Chaetothyriales; Herpotrichiellaceae. The record is from RefSeq and is a predicted model, not a curated record. The coding region runs from base 1042 to 3246 and encodes 734 amino acids.
ACCUGAUGCCCUCAUAGUGCGCCUACGACCAGACCUACAGUGCACUCACUGCCAACACUUCUCCUCAUUUCAUCUUCACUUUCACUUCAACUCACCUCAAAUCUAUCACCAUUUUACUUCGUCAUCAUUUCAUCCUUCCCGUCUCUCUCUCUCGUUUGCUCAUGAGGACUGUUAUUUGUUUGUUGUGACUCCGCCUGUCAACUCUUUCAGACACUUCACCGCCGAGUUCCCACUGGUCGAGCCCAUCAGCCUUUGAAGUUCCUCAGCACGCGCACAGACCCCGAAGACAAACACACUGCAAACCAAGCCUCUCUCCACUGCGCUGGGACUUAAACCGGGGCCAAAGCUCGAAAGAAACAGGCAUCUCACACACACCGAACCUGCACGCUCCUCUCCACGAGUCCACGUCCGCCCAUCGAUAUCCUCCCGUCCACUUGGCCAACAUUCCAACCCAUCACUCUCCCGCCGACAAUCCCCUUCUUCCUCCUCUCUUUCCACGUCAGAUGUAAACACAACAAAAGAAAUAAUCUGGCAGUCUUUUCUAUACUUCGAUCAUCUCGAAUCAACAUCGCCGACCUCACUUUCAUUUCACCGAAACCCUAGUCGCUGUUCGACCCCUGGUCCCCCAAUUUCUCCCCUGCAUCUUCCCAGCCACCAUCAUUUUUCCACCUCCUCGUACUUUCACCUGCGAUCUCCCGAAUUUUGACAGACACCCUGCGCGUCCGGCACGUCUUUCUGUCGCAAUCCACAACGACUCUCGCAACACACUCGCUCUUUGCGCGACACUGUUGAGCCUUUCCUUCGUUACCGAUCUACGCACCACUCAGUCUUCAAACGCCGUGGCGCGAUACGGUUGCUGGCAUCGCGCACCCAACAGCUUAGUCGACCGCAUGACUGCAUAACCGAAUCCUGACACGCGUCCACAGCAUGAACGCUUGAGUACGGCGAACAUUCCAAUCUACCUAGACCUCUUCACAAGUGACUGCCUGCGCGGAAACUCACUCUCACUCUGUCGAUCCGCGAUCGCGCUCUUCCUGCAUUAUGGCCGACCGCGAACCUUCGCCAACUCUCAUGGCCUCCUCGGCGCAACGCAACAGACCACACAUGUCCAUAACAUUACCGCGCAACUUUGCUCCUCUAAGCCUUGACGGCAGCGACGAUCCAAAGACUCCUGAUCAGACGUUCGCUGAGCUCAAAUUACCACCUGCACCCCAUCACUCAACUUGUCGAGUUCGACGGACGCGAAUCACCAUGGACAAUUUCCAGACGCGCAACAACGCCCUUCUCCCGACGCUAUUCGCUUCAGAGAUUCCAAUCCCUUCCAGUGCCCAAUCAACUCAGUCUGCAUUUCUCGACAUCGAUGUUCCUAUUCCUUCGAUUGAAGCACCGAGCUCUCGGCCGCCAUACAUACACAGCAUUACCGAUCCGUCACCAAGCGAUAGACUGAAACUGUCCGCUUUCAGAGAUUUGCAGCUUCCACGUACUCCUAUUGCUCAGACCAAGGUGGUCCACUCGGACUACAAAAGUGGUGCCUGGGAUAUGCGUCGUUCUUCCUCGGAAUGUUCGGUCCGCUCAGAAUCGUCGGAAUCUUCCUCAGACAUAUUCACUACCCGACCUACCUCUUUCGAUGGUAGCAUAACAAGUCCAGACCUGGACUCGCAAGAUCCAUUCUCGCCCUCCAUUGUCAAGAUUAUCCCAGAUACCCCGUCACGAAAGUGUAAAAAGUUGAAAAUCAACACUCUCAUGACCAAGGGCAACGUACAGUGGAGCAUCGAGAUGGACAACCAUCUAUUCAACGUCUAUCAAAUGUACUUGGCGGAUCCUACUGUGACGCCUUUCAAGACACUGCCGGGCAGUAUUCCUCCUACAGGUGUAUGCCAUCGUGUAGCUCGAAAAGCCAAGGAGACAUGGCCAAGAGCAAGCAGGAUCAACAGGCCGCUCAUUAGGAGAUACAAGAUGCGCAACGUCAUUGAGAGCCGGAAUUUUGUCAAGGACAAGACACCAGAGCCAAACGACUUCCUGCGUACCGAUGACGCAAGAACUUCCUGGCCUUCAGAAUCAGCCACGAGAAAGCGCUUGAAGCAGUUGUGCAAAGAGAAGUUCACCAUCUCAGCACACUACCAACGCUUGCGCGAGUCGAGGAGUCCUUCGCCGUUCCACGAGCAAUUCCCUCGCCGCCCUCCGUCGAGGCUCUCGAGGUCAAUGUCGCGGCAAGCAGACCCAGAAGCGACCACUGCUUAUGCAACUCGAGAAUUGGGAAUCUCUUUGGUGGCUAGCAGUGCAACCGGACCUCUGGCUCAAAUAUUGGCACAUUCGCCUCCAGCACAGAAUACGUCGGAUGACUGGUUCAAUAGUCCCGUCAAUCCCUAUUGCUCGGACGCGAUGUCGAUCUCAACUCCGCUCGAAACUGAGCCCAAUAAGUUGAAGGUUGCCAGCAACAUCCCCCGCUUGGCCUCGCCUUUCAACUACAGCACUUGGAAUGGUUCCAGUAACGCGAACCAUCAGCAUCGUCGACAUAUCAGUCACCAUCAAUUCGAGACGAUUCAUGCGACUGGCUCCAGGUUGCUCUCACCUUUCAAGUUGGAUGCUGACAAUUCACUCAAUGUCCACAAACGCCGUGCUCAGCACAACUUGGAGGAUGAGUUGAGCCCUAGUGGUAGCAACCUCCAAUCGAAUGUCGAUCUGACUCUUCCUACUCCUAGCACCUUUGAGCCAAAACCCGAGCCUCGUCCUGAACUGGUCUUCACUGGUGCUGGUGACAUUAGCCAGCGGAGAAUUCGUGUUCGCAGUCGAGGAGCAACUUUGGGUGCUAUGAACAGUCGAGAACAUAUUGAUCGCCUCUUCACCCCACCUACCUUUGUCAUGGACGGCGCUGGUGAUGAUGCUGGUAUUCCUCCUGUUCCACCGAUCCCUACAUCGCUUACAGCUCUGGCAAAUCCUGCCGUCAAGGCCAGCACGUCGACUCUGGCUCCACCGGAAGUCGACCCUGCUCAAAAGCGACUCGGAAGUCCGUUCGAGCUCGACCCCAACAAGCGCAGCCAUCGUGCGAGGAUGCCCAGACACGUUCCAAGUUUGAGCGAUCCCUUUAUCAAUACAAGUGCAUUCGCUACGACGCCCAGUCGUGGCCAUGGUCAUACUAACAGUAUGAGUAUUGGUGAACGGUUGGCAAUGUUCUCUACAUACCAUCCCAGCCACUUUCAACGUCGAGGACCGCCUCAACCACCGAGAGAUGAUCCUUUCACUUGAUUUGAUAGGAAAACUGGAAUGAGCAUAAUGCUUGGAAAAUUGCAUACCGAGCUUAAGGUGUUAUUUGUUGUUUGUACUGAAGGAGUUCACAUUAGUUCUCCCAAGCUGGAUGGAACGACUAUGGUUAUUUUUUGGUGGAGAUCUCAAAUCAUGGAGUUCAAGGGCAUUCAGAGCAGGGUCUCACACUAUUGGUAGUCUGGCAAAGCGGAAGGAGUUGUCGGAUCAAAUCUUCAUGAGCAACAGAAAGAUUGCAUUUUGGGGACACAUGGAGUGGUUUGCAUGCUCAGAACAGGGACCGCCGGGGUGUUGACUACUCCGACUCAAAAAGCCAGAGACAAGACGAACAGAAUUGGCCUGACUAGAGAGAAAGGAAAGGAAAAGCAUACAGCUGGACUUUUGCAAAGCAUGGUAUGAACAAAAGGAUUCCAUCUGUGGAUAUGGGUUACGAACGUGGCUGGAAAUGUGUGAGUCGGCUUGAGUCAAGAUUCAGUCAUCAGUUGCCUUGGGAGGUACAAGACACGAUAUUGUCAUUGUUGUGAUUUUUAACGAGGUUACGAACUCUCAAUACGAGACGAGAACGAAGAAUGGGAACGAAUAUAUGAGCUUCA